CCGCUGCAGUAACAGGAGGAAACGGAGGAAAACACCUAACUUUCCAAUAAUCCAAAAGAUGCAUGAGAGUUUAUAUACAGGACAGAAUAUUGUAGAGUCCAUUCAAAGUGAAGGCAUUUAAAUCGCAUGAGCAUAAUAACGUUAACGUUCAGUCAAACUAACUGCUGCACUGUUUUUAAAGAAACGGAUUCUUUUUUAAGACUUGGUGAUACCCGCGCCAAGCAGCCAGGAGCCGGGAGAGGGUGAUGGGCGAGCCGGGAUGAGUGUGCUCUGCGCAGGGCACGGGGACGCCCGUGUGCCUCUCCUCCAGGGGCUGUGGGAGUGUGUGAGAGCGGGCCAGGAGAAGAUCCUGCUCUCCCCUUACCUUCCCGCGGUCUACGGGUUUGUGAUCCACGUGCUGCUCUGCGCACCUUUCCUCGCGCUGGACGCGCUGGGAAGCGUCUGCCAGCGGGUCCGGUCGUGGAGGAUCACCGCAGGCUCGGGUCCGCCGCCGUCUCUCCGCCGGUGGGUUGGCUGUUUUUGGAGGGUGCUGUACCGAUACGUGACCACCGUCCUCCCCGCCACCGCGCUGUUUCACACGGUGCGGAGCCCCGUGGUGCCGGAGCUGGCUCCGUCCUGCUGGCAGUUCUUCGUGGAGGUCUUCGCGUGUCUUCUGCUCUUUGACACGCUCUUCUUCUUUUGGCACGUCUGCAUGCACAGGUUUCUCUGGCUCUACCGCAGCACCCACCAGCUGCACCACCAGCACCACGUCACCUUCGCCCUGGCUGCCCAGGACAGCACGGCGGCCGAGCUGCUGUCCCUGCUGCUGCUGGCUGUGGGGAGCGCCUGGGUGCUGGGCUGCCACCCGCUGAGCGAGGCCUUCUUCCACCUCAUCAACAGCUGGCUGGCGGUGGAGGCCCACUGCGGCUACGAGCUGCCCCUGGCUCUGCACAGGCUGCUGCCCGGUCUGGGAGGAGCCCCCUGCCACCAAGCCCACCAUACUCGCCUCAGCGUCAACUACGCCCCCUACUUCACCCACUGGGACCUCCUCUUUGGCACAUUCCAUGCUCCAGUGAAGGGUCCACGUCCGGAGUGACAAAAAUU
Messenger RNA from Etheostoma cragini (Arkansas darter), 1083 nucleotides. It is a transcript of the gene ch25hl3, whose product is annotated as cholesterol 25-hydroxylase like 3. The record is from RefSeq and is a predicted model, not a curated record. The transcript is spliced from 2 exons. Lineage: Eukaryota; Metazoa; Chordata; Actinopteri; Perciformes; Percidae. Gene Ontology annotation, biological process: sterol biosynthetic process; cholesterol metabolic process. Gene Ontology annotation, molecular function: C-4 methylsterol oxidase activity; iron ion binding; steroid hydroxylase activity. The coding region runs from base 260 to 1075 and encodes 271 amino acids.